Molecule: messenger RNA, 4066 nt
Organism: Chaetomium strumarium
Lineage: Eukaryota; Fungi; Ascomycota; Sordariomycetes; Sordariales; Chaetomiaceae
Exons: 4
Coding region: 171-4034 (1287 amino acids)
Source: RefSeq, a predicted model, not a curated record
CGAGGCUAACAUCGCUCGCCCAAGAGCCGACCCUCAAGCUCGAAGCGCGCCCGGACCGUUGCGUUUCCCGCGCGCUCGCCACUCUGACUGCUGGAAGGGCUGUAUAGCCUGCGGGGCAGUUUUCCGGGCACGGCACGGUCACUUUCCCAUCUGCAGCGGACGCCGCGUCAAUGCCAUCUCGGGCCUCGAAAUCGACCAAGUCAAAACGCCGAAAAUCGGCAGCCCGAGAGUCGCCCGUAUACGAAGUUCGGGACAUCAUCGACGAGAAGGUUUUCAAGGGCAAAUUACACUACAAAAUCGAUUGGGCAGAUAAUCCCAUCACCGGCGAGCCCUACCCGCCCAGUUGGGAGCCAGCAGAAUACGUAUCAGCAGUCGCAGUUGCCGAUUGGGAGAGAGAGAAGCGCCGACGACAAGGCCUCGAGCCUGAGAGUUCCAGUGGCGCCACCGAAAGCGACCCUCAACCUGUGCUAACCACAAGCGAAAGAGCAAAGCGUCGCAGGAGUCUCCCGGCGACUGAAGGAGAGGAGAGCCCGCAGAAACGAUCCAGGGAGUCCGUUGACUCGGGCUACACAUCCAGUCCCGACACAGGCGGCGCCGGUGAAGGCAGCUGGGCGUCGGUGCAGUCGAUUCCGCGGAAGACAAGUGAGAUUAUCUGCGAGAUCCCAGCCGUCCCUGAUUUCAACAGGUCAGAGUAUCGAAUAGUCAGCUUGCCCAAAUCCGCGCCAUCGUUGCAAGCGAAUUCCUCGUAUGUCACUGCCCAGAACGGCGAGGACAACCUACAAGCCGGUGGCCGAAUCAGCCAGAGGACGAUUCCCGAUUCCCAAGGUUCCGAUUCUUUGCACACACAAUCUACGGCUGGACCCACUACCGAUCUUAUUGACGUUGGUGCUGCACAGGAGGAAUUGGACCAGGAACGGCCGGCCUCAGACAAGGAGGUCCAGACAAGUCGCUCCGACUUGGACAUACCGUCUCGCCAACCUGAAGCAGUAGAUCACGAUUCAGCACAUUCCACCGGUCUUUGCGCACCGAGCUCCACGCUAGAGCAGCCGGAAGAGAGUUCUUGGGGCGAAGGCUUCCUUACCCAGCCAGAGUACGAGCCACCGGUUUCCUUGGGCGAGCUCGAGUCUUCCCAUACGGGAGAAGUACUUUUGAGCAACGAGACCCAGACCGGAGACCCUCACAAGGAGCAAGAACAGAGCCCGGAAGACUUGACUGUGCCUGGAAGUCAUUCUCUCCCCAGCGUACGGGAGUCUCACUCUCAUUCUCAAGCUGCUCAAAGGAUUCUCUUGCCUGAGAGUAACCCGGGGGGUUUUCUCACCCAAGUCUCUGUGGUCGUCGGAUCCCCAGGCGAACAAACCAUUCCCGACACCGUCCAAAAGGCGCCUAGGGGAAGGUCAACUGAUCGACAUUCCAACCCAGGCGAGCGCAGUCCACGGGGAAGAGAGGGUGAGGAGUUGGGGUUCAACCGUCCGGAGAGCACUUCUUCACGUCUUUCGACCCCGGCGCCGAAGAGAAAUAACGCACCUCUUCUGUCCACUCCGCAAAAUCAGAAGAUGGACAGCUCCACGAUGCACACUCCGCUCUCCGCGGUCGACAUGAUACGCCAAUUACAGGCGGAGAUGCUUGGCACAGCCCCUGACCUAGCUACAUCCACAGAUUCUAAAUCAGAUGACCCUAUCUGCCCGUCCCCAGCAGGCUUUCCAGCUCGGGAACAACCUCCAUCAGCAGCUGGAGAUCUAAACCAGGCCGUUGGAACAAAUAUCAGCAUCCACGAUGAAAACGUUGUCAUGGGUGGUCACAGCAUAGCGUUUGAACACCCACCAGCCACGGUAGCACCGGCGGACUUGACUACCUCGAUUGAACACAUAUCAGGCCCUGACGAUGGUGUAUCGACAGAGGCCCCGCAACUCUUCACUACCGGUCAAGAGCGUGUCAGCCCCAUCUCCGCCGGCGUCGAACCCCCUCAAGUGCGCCCGGAUGUCGACGGCGACGAGCAAGAAGACGAUAGCCUUGGUAGGCAUUUCACCGUGACCCUGCCAAUGGCUGCGAACACCCGGGCCAUCUACCUCGAUGCCAUCAAGGUCAAUAGGGCGACUAUGAUCAAAUUUGGCGACAUCUUUGCCAACUCAGACUCGAGCGUUCCCGAUGCCUCGCUGGUGGCGAAGAUGGACGCUAUUUUCGAGCGGCUGCUGAAUCUCUGCGAUCUCCCUGCGUACGAUGACUCCCUUCCGCAAUUGAACAAGGACGACAUGAUGAAGCAUGCUACGAACUCAAACAGCAAGUUCUCGUUCGUCUACGAAUUUUUAAGCGGAUUGUGGGAUAUCAACGCCCGUGCCCUGAUUCUUUCUCAGCCCGGCCGCGUCUUUGACUACAUCGAAGCGGUCGUCUCGGCCGCGAAUCUCACGUACUCCAUCUUAGGGAACGAGGGCUCGGGACAGCCUACAGAUGGAGCGUCGGUCAUUUUGGCCGUGGCGGGUCAGGACCUUUCCAAAGUACAGGGAGGGGUUGAUGUCGUAAUCGCAUUUGACCAGGCUGCUAGAUCCGUUGAGCUCCCAGCAACAUUGGCCUAUGAGAGUAUGGCACCCAUUGUUCUUUCGCUGGUCGCCACGUAUUCGCUGGAGCAUAUCGAUCAGCAACUCCUCGAGGUCGAGCAAGAUCUGGAUGUCUUGGAAAGGAAGAAUGCGCUCAACCUGGCAACUGCCGCCGCAGUGAAGUAUCUGAGAGAUCCGGCAGUAAGGCGGUACCCCGAGCCGCACGAAGCGGCCAAAACUUUUGCCGACUUUUUGAGAAACCCCGAGAAUGGCCUGGACUGGGAGCCUCACCCACUGCCUGCUGAUAUUUUUGAGAUCUGGCUGAGUUCGCAAGAGCGCACACAAGACUUUCAGGAACACACCCAUCAGGCAGAUGUUUUGACCGGUUCCGUGUCUCGGAAACGUCAUCUGGACCAUGCCGCAGAGGGGAUCCCGAAACGUCCAAAGCUUCUCUUGGAGUCACAACAACCUUCCCGGAACACGACACCGGCACGGAUGAGUGACCUGCUCAAGAUGACCCUCGAUAUCCAUCCGGUUGAUGGCAAGACUACGCAAGUCAUUCAAGUGCCUGUAGAACAACUCGAGCGAAUGGCAGAAAGGAUCGCUGAGCUGGAAGGCCGCCUCACGACACAAAGUACCGUAGAGGCAAAGCUGCGGGAACAAGUCUCGAGUCUCGAGUCACAGCUCCAAUCUCACGUGCGAACCGUCCAGUCGCUCCAGCCGAAGUUUAAGGAUGCUAUUCGGGAUCGAGCGAACUUCGAAAAGGAGUGCAAGGCGGCUGUCGACAAGGCAAAUGCCGCGACGGAACGUUUCGAGGCUCAGAAGGCUGAGAUAGAGGCCCUAAAAGAGAAGAACAAGCUCUUAGAGUCAAAGGUUGCGGAAACCAACGCCAUGCUGGAGAAGUCCAGCGUCCCCGAAGUCGCGAAGCUCGCUCAGGCCGAGAUCCAGCGUGCGGAAGCCGUCGCUACAGUAGAGAAGCUGGAGAAGAAGGUCCGGCUAGCCGAAAAGGAGGCUGAAUACAGCCGCAAGGCGUACCAGGAUGCUUCCCACGCGCAUUCCGAGCUCAACAGGGAGACCCAGGAGUUGAGGAGCAAGAUUGGCGAACUCGAGAGACGGGCCGGUGAGAAUCUGCUCAAGAUCCACCAAAUCCAGGCGCAGAACGAGAUGGCCGAGGUCAACCGGCAAGUUGACGAGCUGCGAGCGAUGCUGGACGACCGCGAGCGUGAGUUGGAACGCGCCAAGGAAGAACUGAAGGUCAUCAGAAACGGCCGCCGUGAGACACGACAGGGUAGCGUUCCUCGCAGUCCACGGCUGGGCGUCAUGAGUCCCCGGCCGGGCCGUGUUAUCGGGGGUGCAGGCAGCCGAGGCACCAGCCCCGCGCCGCUCAUCAGUUCGGACGGGCCCACCGGUGCCGCUGCGCCGGGCAUGCCGAACCUGGCCUCGAGCUUCUUCCCCUAUGCUGUCAGCAACAAUGGUGGCCGCUGGAAUCACCUCCGGGAUUAGGAGCACCGAAGGGGUGCCAGCAACAGUGUGUC